Molecule: messenger RNA, 1642 nt
Organism: Cuscuta campestris
Lineage: Eukaryota; Viridiplantae; Streptophyta; Magnoliopsida; Solanales; Convolvulaceae
Source: the annotation of a GenBank genome assembly
GGACACACUACCUUCUGCAUUGAAAGCCAAGAAAAUGUUGCAUAUUGCUAUAGGUACUGCAAGCGAUGCUCUGAUCCUCUAGGCAACAUAAUAGCACACAUUCACACAGACCGGGUUGAAUCAGGAUCAAAAUUGAGUUUCCACCGUGGGUCAUAGGUAACAAAACUAGAGACAAUCAGAUUGAAUGGAAAACAAGUGGCUAAAGUUGCAGCAGGGGAGGUGGUCGAGCUGGUGGUUGAAGUCAUAGAUAGUAAUACGGAUUUCCAGAAGAUGUACCUAGCUGCUGAUUUUUUGGAGCCGUGCUCACUUGCCAAGGCUUUCGGUAUAAAAAGCUGCUUUGCAGCUUUAGUAAGGUAUUAGUUUAAUUUUCUUUGUCAAUUUAUUUUACAAGGUGGAUAUGAUACUAAUUGGUUUAUUUUUUGUUUUUUGCAUAUGGAUCUGGUCCACUACUCUGAAUUACAAUACAUAAAGCUUAGAAAUGAGUCUGCGUGGUAUCUUUGCGAACUUGGAUUCAGCUUGCUAUGUAUCAAAUUUGUGCUUACUGCUACGCUUGAGGACGAAAACGUGAGACAAGGCUGUUUAGGUUGGUACAUGUGUUCUACUUUACUUGAACAAUUAGACAAACUACCUUCUGCAUUGAAAGCCAAGAAGAUGUUGCGAAUUGCUAUAGGUACUGCAAUCGAUGCUCCGGGUCCUCUAGGUAACAUAAUAACACGCAUUCACACAGGCCGGGUUGAAUCAGGAUCUAAAUUGAGUUUUCACCCUAGGUCAUGGGUAACAAAGCUGAAGACAAUCAAAUUGAAUGGAAAACAAGUGGCUAAAGUUACAGCAGGGGAGAUGGUCGAGCUGGUGGUUGAAGGUCCCCUUGCUGAGAUGGUGAAAUGGGGAUCUGUGAUAACAUCUUCCUGUGAAGGUGUAGAUGUCCCUGACCCCGUGAAAGAAGCACUCUCUUUCACGGUGGAGCUUCUGGUCUUAGAUGUCAGUUUUACACAAAAGGCCCAACAAUAUCUUUGUACUGUUCAUGAGGCCGAUUUUACAGUUGCGGUGUCGUUUAUAUCUUGCUCGAUGAAUCGCAAGACAGGAAAAUAGAAUCCAGAUUCUUCUCUCACCCUAAAAGCGGGUGAAUUGGGAAUUCUUUUGUUUGUAGUUUGUGAAGCAGCACUGGCAGAGAAAGAGUCAAAGUACCUUUCCAUGGGACGCAUUACCAUACACGCUAAAUAUGAAAACAAGGCCACACCAAAUAAGACACAAUCAAUCAAUAGAAAACAGUGACCGCUGCAAUCAAUCUUUUGAAGCAUUUAACUGUGCUUGGUGUUUGAUGACUUCUUUGUAGCUUUUUUCUUAGUGGCUGAUUGGGAAGGGUUGCUCCACCCGGAGAAAUAACCUGCACUUAUGAGAAGGGUAGUUGAUUUCAAUUUAGUUAAAGAAAAAGCUAUAUGACAAGGAAUUGUGUCAACCACUCUUCUUUCAACUUCGAUUAUCACACCAACAGCAAGCAGCUUGUUUUCAUAUUUGGCGUGUAUGGUAUUGCGUCCUAUUGAAGGAUAAUUUGACUCUUUCUCUGCCAUUGCUGCUUCACAAACUACAAACAAAACAAUUCCCAAUUCACCCGCUUUUAGGGUAAGAAAGGAAUCUGGAUUCC